Diabrotica balteata is the source of this 390-nucleotide messenger RNA. NCBI's taxonomy places the organism in Eukaryota, Metazoa, Arthropoda, Insecta, Coleoptera, Chrysomelidae. The record is from the annotation of a GenBank genome assembly.
AUGUUUAAAUUGUUGGUACUUUGUACUGUAAUGUCAAUGUCUUACGGUAAACCAGGCGGUUUGCUGGACGGAGGAUAUAGUGGACACGGAGGAUAUGGUGGACACGGAGGAUAUGGUGGACACGGAGGAUAUGGAGGAUACGGAUAUGGAUUAGCUCCAGCUACUAGUUACAGCUCCCGUGUUGACUAUCCUUCACCGGCCAUUAAAACCUAUGUGGCACCUGCAGUGAGCUAUCACAGUGCUCCCCUUGUAUCUUCACAUGGAGCUGGUCAUGGAUAUGAUGAGGGCUUAGGUUACGGUAAUGGCUUAGGUCAUGGUUAUGGUCUGGGGCAUAGUUAUGGAGGAUACGACAAUGGAUAUUCUUUAGGAGGAGAAGGUCAUGGUUGGUAG